AUAACGUACAGUUUUGGGCCCGUGCUGUCAGUCACAACGCGGCCAGGUCCCGGGCGAGGGGCCCGCGAGGCGGGCGCCGCCAUGGCGGCGGUGUUUGACCUGGACCUGGAGACGGAGGAAGGCAGCGAGGGCGAGGGCGAGCCAGAGUUCAGCCCCGCGGACGUGUGUCCCCUUGCCGAGUUGAGGGCUGCUGGCCUGGAGCCUGUGGGACACUAUGAAGAGGUGGAGCUCACUGAGACCAGUGUGAACCUGGGCCCUGAGCGCAUUGGACCCCACUGCUUUGAGCUGCUGCGUGUGCUGGGCAAGGGGGGCUAUGGCAAGGUGUUCCAGGUGCGAAAGGUGCAGGGCAGCAACUUGGGCAAAAUAUACGCCAUGAAAGUCCUGAGGAAGGCCAAAAUUGUGCGCAACGCCAAGGACACGGCACACACACGGGCUGAGCGGAACAUUCUAGAGUCCGUGAAGCACCCCUUCAUUGUGGAACUGGCCUACGCCUUCCAGACUGGUGGCAAACUCUACCUCAUCCUCGAGUGCCUCAGUGGCGGCGAGCUCUUCACACAUCUUGAGCGAGAGGGCAUCUUCCUGGAAGACACGGCCUGUUUCUACCUAGCAGAGAUCACACUGGCCCUGGGCCACCUCCACUCCCAAGGCAUCAUCUACCGGGACCUCAAACCAGAGAACAUCAUGCUCAACAGCCAGGGCCACAUCAAACUGACGGACUUUGGACUCUGCAAGGAGUCGAUUCACGAGGGCGCUGUCACCCACACCUUCUGUGGCACCAUUGAGUACAUGGCCCCUGAGAUUCUGGUGCGCAGUGGCCACAACCGGGCGGUGGACUGGUGGAGCCUGGGGGCCCUGAUGUACGACAUGCUCACUGGAUCGCCACCCUUCACUGCAGAGAACCGGAAGAAGACCAUGGACAAGAUCAUCAAAGGGAAGCUGGUGCUGCCCCCGUACCUCACCCCGGAUGCCCGCGACCUCGUCAAAAAGUUUCUGAAGCGGAAUCCCAGCCAGCGGAUCGGGGGCGGCCCCGGGGACGCUGCCGAUGUGCAGAGGCACCCCUUUUUUCGGCACAUUAAUUGGGACGAUCUCCUGGCCCGCCGCGUGGACCCCCCUUUCCGGCCCUGUCUGCAAUCAGAGGACGACGUGAGCCAGUUUGACACCCGCUUCACACGGCAGACGCCAGUGGACAGCCCAGACGACACGGCCCUCAGUGAGAGCGCCAACCAGGCCUUCCUGGGCUUCACAUACGUGGCGCCCUCCGUCCUGGACAGCAUCAGAGAGGGCUUCAACUUUCAGCCCAAACUGCGCUCCCCCAGACGCCUCAACAGCAGCCCCCGGACCCCCAUCAGCCCCCUGAAGUUGUCACCCUUUGAGGGGUUCCGGCCUAGCCCUGGCCCACCGGAGCCCAUGGAGCCCCCUUUACCUCCUCUCCUGCCGCCGCCACCACCCUCAAGCACUGCCCCUCUCCCCAUCCAACCCCCCUCGGGGACCAAGAAGUCUAAGAGGGGUCGCGGGCGCCCUGGGCGCUAGCAGGCCGAGUAGGGAUGAAGACAGCUAUUGGGGCCCUUCCCUGCAGGCUGUGAGGACAGUGGGACCCUGGGGCAGUCCCAGAGAUCGGGGAGUGUCCCGGGGUACUGGAGUGAGUGUGUGAGAGCAUGUGUCUCUGCUGGGGGUGGCUGUGCCCCUGAAUCAUGAGCGUGAGGGGCUGCUGCAGCGGAGCUGUGCCCUUGCAGAAUUAAAGUAUCGCAUCAUGGCACUGA
Pteropus alecto (black flying fox) is the source of this 1760-nucleotide messenger RNA. RefSeq names its product ribosomal protein S6 kinase B2 (gene RPS6KB2). Lineage: Eukaryota; Metazoa; Chordata; Mammalia; Chiroptera; Pteropodidae. Gene Ontology annotation, molecular function: ATP binding; protein serine/threonine kinase activity. The record is from RefSeq and is a predicted model, not a curated record. Bases 82 to 1530 code for a protein of 482 amino acids. The transcript is spliced from 15 exons. Gene Ontology annotation, biological process: protein phosphorylation.